This is a messenger RNA of Rana temporaria (common frog), 1599 nucleotides long. RefSeq names its product ribosomal RNA processing 15 homolog (gene RRP15). Lineage: Eukaryota; Metazoa; Chordata; Amphibia; Anura; Ranidae. The record is from RefSeq and is a predicted model, not a curated record. Gene Ontology annotation, cellular component: preribosome, large subunit precursor. The transcript has 5 exons. Bases 76 to 798 code for a protein of 240 amino acids. Gene Ontology annotation, biological process: maturation of 5.8S rRNA; maturation of LSU-rRNA.
CGGUCACAUGGACAGGAUGUGUAUCGGCGCAGAGCCCCGCCCCUCCCGGAAGAGCUAGGAGACGCACGUGGAAGGAUGGAGGUGGUAAAGGAAAGCGCUGCAGAUUUGGAAGGGAGCUCUGAUUUUGCAGAUGAUAGCUUCUCAUCUGAUGAAGAUGUCGGUGAGCCCGAAGCCACCAAGAAUGAGUCGGAGGACAAUGUUGAGCCUGAUGAAGAUCCGAACAAGGGCUGGGCUGAUGCCAUGGCCAAAAUUCUUAACAAAAAGAUUCCGGACAAAGCCGGCACUAUACUGGUGAAGAGCAAAGCCCUGGAGAAAGAGAAGGCGCGGGAAAGGCUCGAGAAGUUGGAAAAGAGGAAAGAGAUUGAUAAGAAGCGACAGUGGGAGAUGAUGUGCCGAGUGAAACCAGAUGUGGUCAGAGACAAAGAGGUGGAGAGGAAUCUGCAGAGAAUCGCCACCAGAGGUGUCGUACAGUUAUUUAAUGCCGUCAGAAUUCAUCAGGGUAAAGUAAAUGACAAGCUGAAAGAAGCUGGAGGCUCUGAAAGAAAGAGAAGUAAACUGAUGUCAUCUGUGUCAAAGAGAGAUUUCAUUGAUGUUCUGCGAGGGAAAGAAAGCAAAAGUGAACAAAAAGGGAAAAAAGAAUCUAAGAAGAAUUUCAUAAAAUCAGAGGACACUUCAGAAUGGAACAUCCUUCGGGACGACUUUAUGAUGGGGGCAUCCAUGAAGGACUGGGACAAGAACAGCGAGGAUGACGAGGCUGGCGCGGGGGAGGAAUAUAGCGGAAGUGAUUCAGAUAGAUAACAAAGUUCUGCGGAAGGUCUAAAGAUAAUUCCUUAUCUGUGGAGCUGACUGGGAUAAAGUCUUCAUUCGGAGAAUGCAUGGCAUUUUUCACAUUUCACAAAUACCAUUUUUUUUUUAUAAGUAAAGAAACCGAACAAAAAAAAUGAUGAGAACUUUCAUUCUCCUGGCCUUGGGAAGCCUUUAAUCCUGAAAUAUUUUCCAAAAUGUCUAAUUUUUCAACCUAUUUUUCCAAAACAUCUUGUGCAGUCAAAACAGUGGCACCUGCCCAGUUCGGCGAGGGGAAGCGCCAGAGGUCACUCACUUUGCUUCCGUCACCCUGAUGGAUAUCCUGGCUCAGAAGACUUUGCCCGCGUUCUGUUGCUCAGCCCCCCUAGCGCCUGACAGGAGUGCGGCCGUCUCUUCCGGCCCGUCACCUUGUGUGGUGUUUAGAAUCUCUCCUCUUGCUGGCAGAGACGAGAGGCCCUGGCUGAGUUUAAAACGGAUUCCAGCGCCGCUUUUGAAAAGAGUUCUGCUCGAAAAUAACUACUUGGCUUUCACUUAUGUCUCUCCAAGGUUAGCAGGAGCAGAAAACAGUUUAAGGAUUCUUUAUCAAAGGGUGCAGCGCAGCCCCUUCCAAAAAAUAUACCUUUUCGGGAGGUUGUAGGGGGGGAGGUCAGUCUGUACAUGUACAGUUGUCAGCUCGAAUAAAAGACACGGCUACUGUGGAUGGCAGAGGAAUAUGUCCAUGUGUGUGUGUUGGAGGGGGGCGAGUAUAAAGGCAGCUAUUGCUAACGUUUGUUAUUAAAUGCUGCUGAAACCCGC